Molecule: messenger RNA, 3244 nt
Organism: Gopherus flavomarginatus (Mexican gopher tortoise)
Lineage: Eukaryota; Metazoa; Chordata; Testudines; Testudinidae
Gene: KCNJ6
Product: potassium inwardly rectifying channel subfamily J member 6
Exons: 4
Coding region: 366-1637 (423 amino acids)
Biological process (GO): potassium ion import across plasma membrane; regulation of monoatomic ion transmembrane transport
Cellular component (GO): plasma membrane
Molecular function (GO): G-protein activated inward rectifier potassium channel activity
Source: RefSeq, a predicted model, not a curated record
UCUCUGCCUGUGUUUUUUUAUUCCGCUCGGGUCUUUCUCCUCCCUCCCUACCCCCCCCCCCAAUCUGGUCUCCUCCAGGUCUCAUUUAACUCUGUCCUAGCAACACGGAGCGAAUUGGACUUGAAUACUGCACCUGGCUGUGUAUGUGGGGAAGCCAAGCUGGAUCAAGAGGUGGGCGAGCAGCGGGGAGGAUGGAGGCGCGAGAGAGCAGCUUAGGGUCGAAGUAAAACUGAGCAUCAUCUUAUUUUUUUAAUCCAUCACUGAGUGAACAAUCAACCAACAACAUCCUGCUCCGUUCCAAAAAGAAAAUCAUGAUUGAAUGAAACCAACCUGCCACAAACAGGAGAAGCACAAAAGAGAAAGAGAUGGCCAAAUUGACAGAGUUGACGACUAGUGUACUUGAAGAAGACUCAAUGGAGCAGGACGUGGAGAGCCCUGUCACGAUUCAGCAGCCAAAGUUGCCCAAACAAGCUAGAGAGGAUCUUCCAAAACACAUAAGCAAAGUAUGUACCAAGAGAAAAAUUCAGAGGUAUGUUAGGAAAGAUGGGAAAUGCAACGUACACCAUGGGAACGUGAGAGAGACUUAUCGUUAUCUGAGUGAUAUCUUCACUACCUUAGUCGACCUCAAAUGGAGGUUCAACCUUUUGAUUUUUGUCAUGGUUUACACUGUGACGUGGCUCUUCUUUGGAAUGAUCUGGUGGCUAAUUGCUUACAUCCGAGGUGAUAUGGAACAUAUAGGAGACAAUACAUGGACCCCAUGUGUCAGUAACCUCAAUGGGUUUGUCUCAGCCUUUUUAUUCUCAAUAGAGACAGAAACCACCAUCGGGUAUGGUUAUCGGGUCAUCACUGACAAAUGUCCCGAGGGAAUUAUUCUGCUUUUAGUUCAGUCUGUUUUAGGUUCUAUUGUCAAUGCUUUUAUGGUUGGUUGCAUGUUUGUGAAAAUAUCCCAGCCCAAGAAGAGGGCAGAAACCCUGGUCUUUUCUACCAACGCAGUCAUUUCCAUGCGGGAUGGGAAGCUGUGCCUGAUGUUCCGAGUAGGGGACCUUAGGAAUUCACACAUUGUGGAGGCAUCAAUACGAGCCAAGUUGAUCAAAUCUAAACAGACAAAGGAGGGGGAAUUUAUACCACUCAACCAGACAGAUAUCAACGUAGGUUAUUACACAGGGGAUGAUCGACUCUUUUUGGUUUCACCACUGAUCAUCAGCCAUGAAAUUAACCAGCAGAGUCCUUUCUGGGAGAUUUCCAAAGACCAAUUGCCCAAAGAGGAACUAGAAAUUGUUGUAAUUCUAGAAGGCAUGGUGGAGGCAACAGGAAUGACAUGCCAAGCGCGAAGUUCUUACGUAACCAGUGAGAUCCUGUGGGGUCAUCGUUUUACACCUGUCCUCACGCUGGAGGAUGGAUUUUAUGAAGUUGACUACAACAGCUUUCAUGAAACAUAUGAGACCAACACACCGUCUUACAGUGCCAAAGAACUGGCAGAGAUGGCCAGCCGAGCAGAAUUGCCCCUGACUUGGUCUGUGUCCAGCAAACUAAACCAGCAUGCUGACCUGGAAACUGAAGAGAGGGGAAAGAACCAUGAAGACCAAACCGAAAGGAAUGGUGACGUGGCAAACUUAGAGAAUGAAUCCAAAGUUUGAACCAGCAGAGGUUCACCACACAACCUCUUUUUUCUUUUUGAUCCUUCCCUUUUUUAUGAUGAUGACAAGAAAAGAAAUAUUUAAAGUUUGAAAUGUCUACCUGCCCAAACAAAUCAACAGAUUCAUAAUAUAAGCAAAGACAUGAGUUAAAGCUGCAAUAUCCCUUAUAUACAAUGAAAUCUCUGAUCACUGCCCUUCCAAUAAUUGCAUAUUUCCUCUGGAUAGUUUAUGACCACAGGUGUGUUUAAAAAGGAACCAAAAAAAAGGGGGAGGGCAAAACUCAGUAUCUGGGAUAAUAAAAGGAAAGACUGUGAUUAAUGUUGUUAAUACCGUGGGCCUUGGCUCUAAUUUUUAUAUAUUUCAAGACAGUUUCAUAAACAGGAUGUGAUGCCUCCAAUGAAAAUGGGCAUUGCAGCUUUAAGACUAAGGUGAGCAGAAAGAGCUGCAGUUCAACAGGAUACUGUAUAUAUGCCUUAUGUAAUUACUCUCUCUUUACAUUUAGUAAUAAACCCAGCAUGUACAAAAGUACUGUAGUAAAUAACUUCUAAAUAAUGUACAUAGAUGUGUAAUUAAUGUAGGUUUAGAUACAUAAUUCUAGAAAUAUUGGGAUGCAAAAAACUGAAUAGGCAUUUCUGUUUUAAUAUUAGGAGUAUAUAAGUUUCUCCCCUAUAUAUCUGGCCCUUUUAGUGCACAACAUUUUCUUCAGUGUACCAGACUGGCAGCUAUUUAGAAGACCUCACUGUCUCCCUAACAAAUCAUUUUACUGAUUCUAAAAAGCCAUAAGUCUGGGGGGAGGGCAGGGGGAAGAAAUUGAAACAUUACUGAUAUACUGUGAAACUGUUUACAAAAAUUAUUCUAUCUUUUGUAAUUAUAGGGUAAACCAAUCCUGGCUAUUUUUGGCAGUUCAGCCUGAAUUAGACUGUGGCAGAUUCUUGGAAAACACAAGAAUCUCCAGUAUACUGUUAAUAUAAAAAGCAUGUUCAUGUUGGGCUAGGACCCUGUAAGUGCACUACUGUGGGAAGCUAUUAUUUUUUCCCUAAACCACUGGAUUAAAACUAUGUAGUUUUCUAUAUAAACAGUAUAAGCCAUUAAAAAUUCUGAAUGUUAUUCAUAGGUAAGUAGAGAAAACUUUUAACUACUCGGUCUGGGAAGAAAUAAUUUAAUUUCAUCUGAAGUUGUAGUCAAUGAGAUUCAUUCAUUAACAUCAUUAACACUUUGUUGGUCCUGAAAAUUCCCAAAAGGCUUUAUGGCCCUAGGUAAUUUUCAUCAGGGUUUCUCAUAUAAAAGCCCACUCCUGACAUCUCUAUUCAGAUGAGUGGACCCUCCCACCCUUACUCAUAUUGGGCCAAAACCUCAGCUGAUUUAAAUAAUUUUGAGUUGAUGCAACAGAACUAUGAUGAUUUGCCUGAUUUACACCAGCUGAGCAUUUGGCCCAUAGAGUAGUACCUAACUUCUCAAAUACACUCAGUGUGGGGUGACUCACAGUGUAUGGUAUUACUCAAUGCAAGGAUUGUUGCAUCAGGCCCUGUGUGCAUAAAUAGUAUUAAUUCAAAUAAAAGACUCCCAUUGACUUCAGUGGGCUUUGGCUCUGGCCCAUAUAGAGUACC